AUGCAGCCUUCUCCUUUUCGUCACGGCCACAAUCCAGGCCCCUAUGAGCUGCCCCCAGUGCAGUCGGUGACAUCGGGGGCCUUGCCGGCUCCCGCUGCGCUGCUCUCCGCUCCGCCGAGCAGGCCCGACAGCGGGAUGCGCAUGGCCCAUUUGUUACAACCUGUACCGCAUCAGCCGCUGCCGGCCCAGCCGGCGCCAGUAUCAUCACCAUACGCGCGCUUCUAUGACUCUGCGUCGGGUUCUCCCGCGGAAAGUGGCGGCCUGUCUGAUGCCCCUCCGCUAGGCUCUGUCCCAGGCGGCCCGGGCCUCUAUCAAACCAGCCCCGUCGGCCACCAGCAGUCCGCGAGCCAAUUGCAGCAGAAGAGAGCCUAUCGACAGCGCCGGAAGGAUCCCAGCUGCGAUGCUUGUCGCGAGCGCAAGGUGAAAUGCGACGCCUCGGAAUCCGCGAGCUGCACGGAAUGUACCAACCGCAAGGUCCGAUGUCAGUUUACCAAGGAGACAAAUCGCCGUAUGUCUUCUAUCAAGCAGGUGCAGGAUCUUGAGAAACAGCUCCAAAACACCAAGCAUCAACUUCAUCAAUUAAGGUCUGGAAUGUUGCGUCCAGAUCAGAUGGAUGUUGACGAGGCCGGCGGCCAGCCUCUGCUCAAACUACCAGAAAUUGAUUACCGCCCUUCGCGCCGGUCUCACGCGCCAAUCACCCAAGAUUUAUCGGAUGUACGAUCUAAUUUGCGCCGGUACGGUCGUGGCAUCUUGAAGGUUCCUACGCAAUACCGACAAGAAGGUGCCAAGUCGUCGUUGACCGGCGAUGCGCCCCAACUUCCCCCGAAGAACGUUGCGGAUCGACUCCUGGCGCAAUAUUUUGCCUGCAUUCACUCCGUGCUCCCGGUACUGCAUUGGCCGUCAUUUAUGAAAGACUACGAGAAGGUCUACGAGUCGGGCUCAUUGGUGGGUGUCUCUCGCGAAUGGGCUGCGAUCUUGUUCGGUGUCUUUGGCUGUGGCGUGGUCCACACGCUUGGACCGAAGCGCGAAGAAGAGGGCAAGGAAUAUGUGCGCAUCUCGACAGGGAUCAUCGACGUCUGGCAAGACAAUUUCAACCUUGAUCGGGCCCGCGCCGCGCUGUUGGUCAGCAUUUUCCUCUACGAAAUCAACUCAAAGUCGGCCAGUUGGGUGUGGAUUGGUUCGGCGGUGCGAGUCGCCCAGGAAAUCGGGCUGCACAUUGAUUCGGGGCCCUGGCCGCCCCUCGAAGGGGAGAUGCGGAAACGCUUGUGGUGGGGGUUGUAUACCUGGGACAGGUUACUGGCUCUGGAAAUGGGGAAGCCUGUCUUGAUCAACGAUCAGGACUGCGACAUUGACCUGCCGUGCCCCGUGGACGAGCAAUCCAUGACAGAGGACGCCGGUAUCCUCGAAAGCCAGCAGACUACAGCACUAUUGGCAACUAUUCACGUCGUCCGCUCCAUCGGCCAGCUCACACGAACCCUACGAUUGCCUACAGUCAGCCCGGCGACGCUCGAGACGUUUGAGCGGCAUUUUAACACAUGUCUUGCAACCUUCCCCCCUCAACUCCACCCGAAGAACGACGAAUAUCUCGAUCCUCGAUCUCUCGCACCCGUUAUCUACCUCCAGAACGCGCGCCUUAUUCUCCACCGCCACAACAUCUCCCCCGUCAGCUCGUUCGCCGCACGCUCGUCUGCAAUGGAUUACUGCAUCUCGACAUCUCUCGACACAGCCCAACUUCUAUCGCGAUGCAUGCGGAGCCAAUCGGAAGGCGAUGACUGGCGGUCCCUACUCGCAUCGUGCGCAGGAACUCUUCUGUGCACACACAUUUGGCGCUGUAUGCUUUUUCUCCUCUUCCGACAGGAAUACGCAGGGGCUCUGGUUUGCAUUCAAGCCAGCGCCGCGAUCGGCGAUGCUCGCUCCGUGAAUGCAUCCUGCGGCCAAUACCUUUCCUUCUUCCUGCGCACUCUCCUGGAACGCCUGCAGCGCGGCGACAGCAGUACUGACCUAGAAAACGAUGAGGAGAUGUUAGCAUAUGCCUCUGGUGACAUGCAGGGCAGCAGCGACGGUAGCUGGGUCUGGCAAGGGAGCGAGACCGGCUCUCAGCUGGAGGCUAUCUCUCCAGUGCCUUCGAACACGAGAGCUCGCGGUCCAAUUUCUCAGCCAGAAGACAAGGAGUGGGAGGGCUGGGAAUGGAUUGAGAAAACCGUCCAGUAUCUUCUCACGGAGCAACAGGCACGCGGACCGUCCGAGCCUCGCGAUGUCACCAUGGGCCAGCCACAGGAGCCGGCCAUGCUUGGCCCCGAGCGAGCAGCGUCGGAUACAUCAGACCAGCGGUCGAGUUCCGCUCAUUCGCGCAUGACCAUCGCGAGCAUUAUUUGA
Molecule: messenger RNA, 2376 nt
Organism: Penicillium lagena
Lineage: Eukaryota; Fungi; Ascomycota; Eurotiomycetes; Eurotiales; Aspergillaceae
Product: transcription factor domain-containing protein
Exons: 2
Coding region: 1-2376 (791 amino acids)
Biological process (GO): regulation of DNA-templated transcription; DNA-templated transcription
Molecular function (GO): DNA binding; zinc ion binding; DNA-binding transcription factor activity, RNA polymerase II-specific
Source: RefSeq, a predicted model, not a curated record